AUGAGACAACUUUCUUUAAUUUUUUUAUUUUUUAUAAUGCUACAUUUCUCCAAAUCUGUUCUGAUGAAGAAACAAACUCAUUUUGGAUGGAAUGAGGGACAUGGAGGAGUUUGUGCAGAGCUCAGGGGAUGAUGGGAUUGUGGUCUUCACUCUGGGGUCUUUGGUAAACAACAUGACCAAAGACAGGAGCAAUACGAUUGCUUCCGCACUGGCACAGAUUCCACAGAAGGUCUUAUGGCGAUAUGAUGGAGAGAAGCCCGAUACUCUUAGUGAAAACACCAGAAUCUAUAAGUGGAUCCCUCAGAAUGAUUUAUUGGGUCACCCUAAAACCAGAGCAUUCAUCACUCAUGGAGGCACUAAUGGCAUAUAUGAGGCCAUAUAUCACGGCGUUCCAAUGGUCGGGAUCCCCUUGUUUGGUGACCAGCCUGAUAAUUUGGUUCAUAUGAAGGCCAAAGGUGCUGCUGUUAUCAUGCACUUCAACAGUAUGCAGAUUCAAGACCUGGUGGAUGGACUUAAUGCCGUCAUUAAUGAUCCCUCGUAUAAAGAGAAUGCUAUGCGUUUGUCCAGGAUUCAUCACGACAGACAUAAACCUUUGGAUGAGGCUGUGUUCUGGAUUGAGUUCGUCAUGCGCAAUAAAGGUGCUAAACACCUGCGUGUCGAGGCCCACAAUCUUACCUGGUACCAGUACCACUGUCUGGAUGUGUUCGCUUUUCUCAUCACUGUCCUGACCGUAGUUCUCUACGUCUUCUUUAAAAUGUGCAAAUUCUUCAUAAUGCGUUGCUGUCUUAGAUCAAAGAGGAAAAGCAAAAAAGAGUGAUUGAUUUUUUUGAAUGAUACAAAGAUUGAUACCAUUCAUAUAGACAGUGCUGUACAUCUUGUGCAUGCUAGAUUCUUCACAAAUAUUAUUUCUAUCUUUUGCUUUAGUGUGCCAGUUCGAACAUUCGAUUUGCAGUGAAUUGAAAUAAUCCAGCAAGAUUUUUAGAUGCACAAGGAGUCUGACAACAGACAGUCCCCACAGAGAUCUGAUCUCACCAUGAUCAAGUCUGCCUGGGAUUACAUUAAGAGACAGAAAAACUACGUCAGACUAAAUUCAUAAGAGCUGCUGCAACAAGUUCAAGAUAUUCCAUGACUGACUAAUUUGAUGACUAAAUUCUGCUUGUUUCUCACACAAAGCUUUGGUAUGAUUUUUAGAAGACUUAGAAUAUAGUGUGUAAUUCUUUGGUGGUGGAUUUCUUUUUCUCUUGAAAUACACAAUCACUAUAUAGGUUUGGAGUGACAUGAGGAUGAGUAUUUAAGUACAGAAAUUUCAUUUUUGACAGCAUUGUUUAUUCGAUCUGUAUUUGUUGCAUAAUAUUAAAUACACCAGAAAAUUUUUUUUUGUGAAUUGUGCUUUGGCACUUACUAUGAAAGUAAACUAGGACUUGUUUGCACUGAGAAAAAUGUAAUAAAAAAUUCAUUUGUA
Molecule: messenger RNA, 1462 nt
Organism: Onychostoma macrolepis
Lineage: Eukaryota; Metazoa; Chordata; Actinopteri; Cypriniformes; Cyprinidae
Product: UDP-glucuronosyltransferase 2B7-like
Molecular function (GO): UDP-glycosyltransferase activity
Source: RefSeq, a predicted model, not a curated record